AUGGCAUCGCUCAUCACGACCACUCGAUGCCAUUGGAACGACAGCACACAGCUGGCCUUUGACCCUGUCUACGCUAUGGCGUCCACGAGAGCAAAACACGCACCCGCUCGAGGUACGCAGACAGAGGCGCAUACCAAAUCGUGCUUUCAGCCCUCUCACGAACAGACUCGUCUGCACUUUGAUGGUCUCGCCGAUCGAUGCCGAGCGCAAAGACUGCCGAGCGUAGUUGGGACAAAUCUAGUCGAAUACGCUAGCGAGCCGCACGCUGUCCAGUACGAGCCAUUCGAUAUGUGGCCCGACGAGCCUGCAUCUACUGUUACGCGUGGCACUUUGACACCGAGAACAUCAGACAAUGUCAUCAAUGGCAAGCCGGUCAGACAAAGUGACAGUCCGGCGCGACCGAUUGCCGUUAAGCCUGCGUACCGCGACACGGUGCAUGCAGAUCCGGACACUGCGAGAGCGUUCUCGAGCUCGUACGACGAUCAGCUAUAUGUCCCUAGACCUCAUCGGCAGAUCUCGUCUGAAGAUGACCUGCUGUCCACUGGCAAUGCCAGCGAGUUGCAGUCCGAUUCUCAGCCGAUAGGCAAGCCGAAGACGCGACCUGCCAUGGGCUGGCUAUCCAGUAUGAUUGCAGCAGGAAGAAGGCCAGAUCGUCAUUCAGGUACGCCCGAGCACCGGGAAUCGAUCGAUUCCAACGCGUCGCUCCCCUCGCCCCUGCAACAUGCACACAAGUCAAUCUUGGCUAACAAUGGCGCAAAUGUCCUGAGCACACGUCGAGAUCAACCAGACUACUUCUCUUUCAGGCGUGCCUCCGCCGAUACAGCGAAUGCAUCGAACAGGCCAGGCACGCAGCAACGACGUUCAUCUGGCCCCGAGCCAAAGACAAUGGGCCCAGCCGAGCCUGGUUCUAUGUUGCCGCCUCCAGUACCCAGCAAGAGGCUCAACAAGCAGGAGACCGCAGAUCAAAAGAAGCAGAGCAAGGUUGUUCUCUCUGAAGGAGCAGCGGUGCACAUUGUUCUCAGCGAUGCCAAGACCUUUCGAAAGGUUCUCGAUGAUCCGAUAGCAUUAUGGAAGUUCGGAAGAUUCCUCGCCGAGCAGAUGUCAGCGGAGCCCUUGGUUUUCUGGCUCAACUCGACACAGCUUUGCAAUGAUUUGAAAAGCGUCACUGCACUCACGAAGCAGCUCCAUCGAGCACACGUCCCGACCUCUGCUCUGCUGGCCCUCAAUCUGUCGGACUGCGAGCGGGCUACGCUGCAGCGAGAUACCGAUAGACUUCUGUCGCUACAUGAUCCAUUCGCCGCCGCACGAGCAACUGCGUUUGAUGUCUUGCACAAGGAGCUUUGGCCGAAAUUCAUCAAACAUCGGCUUCAACUGCUCAAUGAAGCCAAGAUGCAUCUCGAGUCUGCCUCGGCAAAGAGUCUGAAAUACAUGGAAAGCUUCUGCAUCACAGACGCCUCGGCAGGCCGCUAUCAGCCUAUCGUAGCCUGCACAGACGCAUUUGUCGUUCUGACAGGCUAUUCGCGCACAGAGCUCGUCGGAAAAGACUGCCGUUUUCUGCAAGGCCCAGGGACCUCGAACGUCAGUCUUGGCAACCUCAGCCGUGCUAUUGCGGGCCAGAAGCCGGUCUCGGAACUGUUGCUGAAUUAUACAAAGAGUGGUCAGCCCUUCUGGAAUUUUCUGCGGCUGCUCCCCCUCUUUGACGAAACGGGCGCCUGUCGUCAUUUCCUCGGCCAUCAGAUCAACGCAUCAGCGCUCCUGACGGAUUCUAGCGAUCUGAGUACGCUUCUCCGUGACGAUCUUGACGACUGCGACGAUCUUGAGCUUGCUAAUGCAACUGACGGCAUCGACCAAACCCAGCCCACCGAUCUAGCGACUCUUCAUCGCGUGGCAGUUGCUGCUGCAAUCAAGUCACGCAUCUCCACUCUAGUGAAAGAUGGACAGGUCGACGGUCGAGCGACUAGACGUCGGCCAGCAUUGGCUGGCCGCUCGAGCAGCAGAUAUUCCGCGAAGCCGGGCGAGCUUGCUUCGCCGGACAUCGAAGCAGAGCUCACGACACGCGAGACAGCUUUAGCCAGGCUUACUCUCGGCUCUGGUCAAGCGAAGGCGCCCGACGUCUCGUCCGUCAAACACCGCAAUUCCCUCGAUUGGAAUCUGCACGGCAUCGUAAUUGCACAAUACUCGCCAACGGACUAUUCUGUAGAGGCACGUAGGCUAUCGGCCAGACAAUCGCGAGGCGUUUCGUCCAUCUACUCCAGCGAAGCUUCACGAGCUGCGUCACGAAUACCAGAUACAAGCAAGAUCGCACUAGAGAGUCCGCUAGAAAGCUAUGUCAUUGUCAACCCUUGCACGCACCGCAUCACUUUCACCUCGUCGCAGUUGUGCGCCGAACUAGCACACGGCGUCGAUUUCGCCAAACUGCUGAAGGCCUACAAUCCUGCAAAGGUCUAUCGCGACACGAGAGACGCAUUUCAGAAUCGUCGCAACGCAGAGAUACACGCCCGUUUACGCCUACGCGACUUCGAACUACCUCGCGACGGCACCGCAACACCCUGUAAUGAGCCGAUCAGGGGCCAGAUUAGCGGCGUGCGGCUCAUCAUUCGCCACUUGACCGACAAAUACGGUCAAAAUGGGCUCAUUGUCGUCCUGUUUCAGUGA
Mixia osmundae IAM 14324 is the source of this 2655-nucleotide messenger RNA. RefSeq lists its product as uncharacterized. The coding region runs from base 1 to 2655 and encodes 884 amino acids. Gene Ontology annotation, cellular component: nucleus. The record is from RefSeq and is a predicted model, not a curated record. The transcript is spliced from 3 exons. NCBI's taxonomy places the organism in Eukaryota, Fungi, Basidiomycota, Mixiomycetes, Mixiales, Mixiaceae.